Molecule: messenger RNA, 1107 nt
Organism: Rubroshorea leprosula
Lineage: Eukaryota; Viridiplantae; Streptophyta; Magnoliopsida; Malvales; Dipterocarpaceae
Source: the annotation of a GenBank genome assembly
CUUUUUCUCCCCUGCACCGAACAAGAGCCCCAGCCACCACCAACGCCUCUUCCUUUGAGAAAACCGGUAAGAAGCUUGGUUUUUGCCUUUCUUUUCUUGUUCAAGAACAAGAUUUAAGCUUGGAAACCUCCCCUCCCUCUGCAGAAUUCUAGAUCUGCUCUGCGUCUUCCUCCCUCUGCCGUCCACAAGCUACAGCUUGUGUGAAUUCUGGGCAUUUUUUAGAAUUGCUGCCGGCUUCUCCCUCCGCCAGGUUCAGUUCUGCAGCUGGAAAAUUGUGGGUCCUUGAUCAUUGGUUGCCCUAGCACUUGGAUUGAGUCCUUGGUUUAUGCGAGUGAAUUUCUAUGUUAUGCGAUUGAGGAAGCGAAGUCAAGGAUGGGGAAAAACAAGGGGAGUGAGAGUUAGAAGGCUAGCCAUCUUGUAAAUGGAGCAUAGAUUUUAGAUAUAAAUCGUGAUCUUAUAAACUAGACUUUAUUUGGAGAUUUUAUGAUAUUAGAGCAAAUUUUAUCUUCAGAUUUCGUGGUAUCAGAUUGUGGUAUGAUAAGUUCCAAGCCUUGUGCAUUUGUGCGACCCUCUCACGAGUGUACGGCGUCUGUCGCACCUUGAAUUUGGGUUUUGGGGCAUGACAUACAUUUUCAAAUAUGUACAUCAAAAACCAUAGUUUUGUGCAACACACCAUGAAUAUGAGGGGCCGCCCAACAUCGUCCUCACUGUGAGAAAUAGAUGGCUCCAAAAUGCCGUAGGGGCACGACGGGUGGCCAUGAGGAUAAUAGCACUCCUCCAAUUCUGGCUGCUAGUCCCUUUGCCCAAGCUACUGCUCAAGAAGGAGGGGCGAAUAACCCUCAGAUGGUUAUGUUUGUUCAGGAAUUCAUGGUGGAGAUAAGAUGACAAGCAUCUUUUGCCACUAACGUGCCACCUCCAUCCUCAGUGGUUUCCACUCCUACGGCUCUUGCUCUUAUUUCUUCUACUCUUAUUGUACCUAGCUGGAACAUUUACACAUAAUUCCAGAAGGUGGUGACUAAGAGAUUUGGUGGUACAGUGGGUUUUGAGUGGUUGGGUCAUGGAUUAUCAAGGUGGAGAAGAGAUUUCGCCUAUUGAAAAUUUCUGAUG